AUGGCCCUGACUAGUUCCAUCUGCGUUGUUGGCCUGGUCAACAGGCGCAUGGCGACUCCUAACGCGUCCCAGCGCGACAGCGAGGUUUGGAUCAUCUGGCAGUGCCACUGGGGACGUUGGGGCGGCUUGCCCAUCGGAUCCUCCAGCCGGAUCUCCCUAGCCGGAAGCCGUCCUACCUGUAACCAGGUCCAAUUCGAUGUCGCUCAGAAGGGUUAUUACUCCGUCGGUGAGCCCGAAUGCCUUGUCGACCCCUGCCUUUAG
Gaeumannomyces tritici R3-111a-1 is the source of this 261-nucleotide messenger RNA. RefSeq lists its product as hypothetical. The record is from RefSeq and is a predicted model, not a curated record. Bases 1 to 261 code for a protein of 86 amino acids. The transcript has 2 exons. NCBI's taxonomy places the organism in Eukaryota, Fungi, Ascomycota, Sordariomycetes, Magnaporthales, Magnaporthaceae.